CGUCUGGCAGAGCCACACGCGGAGCAGCAGCACGGCGGACCAGGAGAUGCAUCACGUGAUCCUGCCAGAGCUGCAGACGGACUAGCAGAUCGGCAGCGGACGGAGCGGAGUGCGGCCGGGCCCUCUCCGUGUUCUCGUACGCACGGCGGCUAGCGUAACCGUCGCCUCUAACGUAGUUCUGCCUGCUCGCCAGCUAGAAUAUACGUCUUGCCACUAGCUUUGAGAACAAGAGAACAUCACCUAGGCCGUCCGAGAGUUAUCGAGAGCUUGCAGUGUUGGCAAAGGCCAACAUGGCGCCCCAGCCUUGUCUGCCCUGCUACAAAGAGACUCGCCGCUGCUCGCAUCGACGUCGCCGUGGAGACACUUUGCAGUACAAGAACUUGCCUUGGUGACUUGUUUUGUGAAGUGGAAGCCUGGCCACACCAACGGUGAAGUUCCAUACUGCAUAUUCCUAUAUUCCCGUGGUUGGAGACACUAAAGCCAAUAGAAUGAAGCCUGGAUUUCCCACCAUGCCUAAUUACAAAUGUGAGAGCUGUUCAUUUGUUGGCAAGAACAGGAAGCACCUAGCCAAUCAUGUAGCCUUAAACCAUAGCACACGCGUUUAUCGGUGCAGCCUGUGUGCAUUUGUUACUCGCUACCAGGCCAACUUUUACCGGCACAGGCGUAGCAUUCACAAACUCAAUAGUGCCAAUGUAUGCGAAAUGUGUGGCCGGUUGUGUGAGAGUCAAGAUGAGCUUGUAGUGCAUACGUCAAGUGAACACCCACAGUUUUUAGAUGUGCUUUUAAGGAAGUUAGAAGCUAAGAGAAUACGGUAUGCAAAAUAUGCCGAAAGAGUGAACAUGGUGGAUGGAGACAAUAACCAUGCAGCAUUAGAACAAGUACCUGAGAAUGAUUUCAUGCCAGAAGUGGUUUCUGGUGAUGCUACAGAUGAAGCGCAUUCGGAAAAUGGCGCAUCUGAAGAACAGAGUGAAGGCAUUGGACAGUCAAGGAAAAGGCCACGUGAGAGUUCACCUCCUGAAUCCAACAAGAAGGGCCGUACUGGAAGGCGAACCUACACUUGUUCAGAAUGUGAUUUGGUAACCAAGUGGCCAAAAGAGUUCCUCAGCCAUAGGAAAGAUGUCCAUGGUGAUAGAAUAAACAUUCACGACUGCCCCUUUUGCGAGUAUGCAUCUAAACAACCACAGAAACUACAGAGACAUUGCAACAUUAUCCAUAAGGAAGAGAUGAACAGUGAAAAUCGGAGGCGUGAUGUCAAGACUGUGGCACCAGCAGCACCGCAAGCUCUUGCAGCUGCAGCUGAAGUCGGUAUGCACGUUCAAGAGAAGCUCUUCAAAUGCAGCAGUUGCAACUUUCAUGCGAGGAGCAAAGUUCAUGUGGAUGAACAUGAGAAGACUGUGCAUUUGAAACGGCGGUUCUACCGCUGCCAGCAGUGUGGCUAUGUGUGUCAUGAGAAAGGUCGUUAUACUCGCCAUUUGCGUUUUCACAGUUUGCCGAAGAUUAAGUGCCAGUUCUGCAACUUUCAGACUUGCUACAAAUGGAACAUGGACAGGCACCUCAAGUACCACACUUCGGAUGGCGAGUUUCGCUGCAACAAGUGUGGCUUCAUGACAAUGGCUCGUAAAAGCCUCACUGCCCAUUGUUUGCAUCAUCAUAAUGAAAUUUUGAAAGAUACUUCAGCUAGUGAGGGAGAAAACACUGAACAUGAAAAUGAUGAUGAUGAUGACAGGCUCAUGAUUGAUGAAGAUGCUGGAGAAGACUCUGUUUCACCGCCACCACCACUCAGAAUGACUCUGAAACGAACUGGUGACACUGCUGUUGUUCAGACAAGUGAAGGGGCAAUGCGCAAGUGUCGAUACUGUCCUCAGCAAGUUCUGUGGCCAUCCGAGCUCAAGAGACAUGAGGCAACUCAUUUUAAAAUGAAUAAGAAACAUGGAUGCCCUCUUUGUCAAGUUCGCUUUGACCAGCUUGACCACCUUGAGAAGCAUGUAACACUUGACCACCAGGAAGAACCAUCUGAGAAGAUCAUUGAUUCCAGUCCUGGUACAAGUGCACCCAUCAUCAUUGAAUUGGGAAAAACUGAUGAUUCUACAGCUCGAGCUAGCUAUUCAGGUUCUACUCAAGCCCUUGACAUCUCUAUAAAGAGUAAGCAGCCUAUGCAUACCUGCCACCAAUGUGGCUAUACCACACGUUGGAUUUCAGAACUGAGAAAGCACGAGUUGGUCCACGGAAACUUAAAACCCUUCAAGUGCACCUACUGUUCUUACACAAGUCGUUGGAAAGGCGACAUGACACGUCAUGUUUUCCGUAUGCACAAGGAGAAUACUGGAGCAGCUGACGGCCCCAGUGGAGAAGUAGAACAAGCAAAGUCCAGCCAUGUGUUGCGAUUUUUGCUGUCUCAACCAAAAAAUGCGGACCAUGAUUAUGACUCUAAAAGUGCCGAAGCAUCUGGCAGCAAGGACAGUGGAGCUAUGUCUGGGAAGUUUGCUGGAAAGCAUAUUGAAUAUCAGUCUUCAUACCAGGCUACUUCAGGAGUAGCCAGGAUUGUUCAGAAGUACAAGUGUCCACAAUGUUCGUUUUUGACUCGUACAGCCUCGCGAUUUCAUGUGCACAUGAUACAGCACCUCAACAAAAGGCCAUUUAUGUGCUCAGCGUGCAACUAUCGUUCAAAUUGGCAAUGGGAUGUUAACAAGCACAUCAAGUCAAAGUCUGCCAAUGACUUCAAGCACAAGAAGGCUGAACUCGUAGUCAUGGAUGAAACUGGGUUUAAGAAUUAUGCCAAGUACAAGGUUCAUCUUGUGGACGUGGAAGAAUCUGCUAAAGGCGAUAAAGUUCUCCAGCCUACACCAUCUCCGAAGCCCAGUUCAGAAGUGCAACUGGUCCGUCCUGAUGAAACAGAGAACAUUGUGGUAACACCUGACAUACUGUAUGGUGACCAGGAUGACUUGGCUGGCCCUCUACCUGACACUAGUGGACGCCAACAAUUGUUAUAUUGUGGCCACUGCAGGUUUGCUCACAGUGAUCGCAGAGUGGUUAUUGCUCAUUUAGGCACUCAUACAGCAGUGAAACCUUAUCGUUGCCGUCUUUGCAGCUUCGUUUCAAAGUGGUACCACAUUGUUCUAAUGCAUGUGAGGCACCGACACAACACUGGCCCAAAGGACAUUGAAAACAAGGUUUCCUUUGUGGAGGAAGGCUUUAUGUUUCGCUUAAAAGAAGAAGAGCCUGCCCCACCACCUGCACCACCUGCACCACCAAGUGCAGAACAAAAACAUUUGAAGUGCACUGUGUGCCCUUACCAAUGCUCCAAAGGGUGCCACAUGGAGUUCCAUAUGAAACAGCAUGUGCCAAGAGAAGGAGCUAUUUUCAAAUGCAAACACUGCCCAUUCUAUGCUAAUGUGAAGAAAACCUUGUCACGUCACAUGCAGCUUCAUAACGCAGAGCAGAAGCCAAUCGUGGAAGCACUGCCUCGUUUACCUAUGAAGACAGAUGCUAAGAAACAUUCAUGUGAACAUUGCCCAUACAUGUCUGACAACAAAACGCAGUACCUGUACCACAAGCAGUUUCAUCGACCAAACAAGAAUGCUCCCCACAAGUGCACUCACUGCAACUAUUGGUCAACUCACAGCCACCUUAUGGCGCAGCAUCUAAAGGUACACAAGUCUGCUGAUGGAACAACGUUGAAUGGAGCAUCAAACAGUGGUGGCAUCCAAGCGAUGACAACUAUAGUCAAUGGCACAGCACACCGCAUGUUCAAGUGCAGGUUCUGUCCUCUGACUAAUAAGCGCAGGGCUAAUGUGAAAAUUCAUGAACGUAUGCACACUGCGUCAAAGGGAGCCAAAUUCCAGUGUCUUCUCUGCAGCUAUCGAUGCAACAACACUGGUGUUCUCGCCAGCCACAUGAAACUGCACAAAGCGGACAACCCGUCCUUGGACUUGAACAGAAUGAAGACAUUCUGUGAAAAUCUAAAUGCAUUGCCUCCCCGGCCAGCUAUUGCCAAAAAGUCUGCUCAAGAGUCAACAGCUGCAGCAGUGCAAAGGUCAGAGAUUGCGGCAUUAAAAGACAAGAUGAAAGUGGUACCACGCAAGAAGAUAUUUAGUUACUUCUGUGAGAAGUGUCCAGCCAUGUUCAAGAGCCACACUGACUUGGACACACAUAAGACAUACCACAACUCUGCUCAUCUCUAUCCAUGCCACUUGUGUGAUUACAGAGCCAGACACAAGCCUCAUCUGCACAAGCACCUUCUUGUCCACACACCAGAAUAUGCAGAACGCCAGAAUGGCUUUACACUGGCUGAGAUUCGUAGCCAAGAUCGCAGUCAUAAUGUAGAGCCUGAGGCGCCUGCUACUCCGCCGCCAGUUGCUGCAGAUCAGAUGUUACUUCUGGAGAAGGCCGAGACGCGUGCCUUUGUAGAUGCUGGUUCUCGGGGUUUGGGAGUCCAACUGCACCGCUGCACUCGCUGCCCUGCAGUCUUUCAGAAGGCUACUACACUUGAAUACCACAUUAGUCUACAUGGUAGCUCAGGUGUGUACGCCUGCCACUUCUGCAACUAUGCUGCAAACAGUGCAGCCAAUGUCAAUGCACACACACACCUUCACUACCGAGGUGCAUUGAAGCAGAAACAGCCUCGCAAGACGUUUCGAUGUGACAAGUGCCCUGCAUCAUUUUCAAAAUACAAUCGCUUUCAAAAGCACCUUGCCCUCCAUGGAUGCAAAGAACGAUUUUGUUGUUCGCACUGCGACUAUUCAGUCAAGUUUGCAGCAAACCUUGUUAAACAUCGCAAGAUUCAUAAAGUUCUUGUGCCUGAAUCUGAGACUACAAAACCAAAGUCUCCGACACCACUUGUGGUUACAAGCACGCCCCAGCCAUCUGAAAAAGGCACCGAGCCCAGCCCUGCUGCAUCUCCAUCAGAAAGUGGAACAGUGGCUCCUGCACCAGCACCUGUAGAGGAGAAGCGUGUUUACAUCUGCAGCCGAUGCCCAUAUGCAUUCCAUCGACGCGAGACCAUUGUAAAUCACCUUCAACGUCACUGCACUUCAGAGGGGAUGCGCUGUACCUUCUGCGAUUAUCGGUCUGUUCAUACGUCGACUUUGAGGGACCAUGCAAGAUGUCAUUUUCAGCCAAUGCGACACUACAAGCCACAGGCGUACAUGAAGUGCGAUUCGUUAGAAAUUUGGGGUACGAUGAGUGAUGGCACCAGGACAUUGCUAUUUCGAGAUGACGGAGAUGAUAAUUAUUUUCCAAACCUUCAUGACUGCAAUGAUGCUGGUGAAAAUGAUGCAACACCAUCACGCCCGACUUCAACACCAACUUCAUCGACAGUGUCCAUCGACAGUUCAUCGACAGUGUCCAGUUCUCCUGAAUUACACUUGAACAACAAUAAUCAUGGGCCUCCUGUCAUGGUACCAGUUGAGCAAGAGGUGGAUGACAUAGUUUCGGCAAGCAAGGAAACACUUGAUGACUUGGUGAGCAGUGUUGUACUCAACAACUCAAAAGAAGAAAUGCCUGCUGGUUGUAAGACGCAAGUGAUCAACAUCGUUGUCUUGGAUGGAACCAAACAGCUUAGUGAAAUUGAUGAAGCUGAAUCUGCACAUACAGAGCACAAGAAUGAAAGUGAAACUGCAUGCAAAGAAGAUGGAGAAAGUGCGCAAGAUCUCUUCAAUCGUAUUUGCAAUCCUGAUGCGACUGAGUAUGAAGACAUGGAAGAUGAAAAGGAUGUGUACUGUGACUCAAUAGUUGAGGAUCCAGAUGUUAGUGAUGUCCAAUGUGAAAAUGUUGGUUCUGCUGACCGUGGAGCUCUUGUUGCUGGCAGCGACCCUGUGCUGAAAGCUGUUAAGCAUCCCGAGGAUAGGGAGUUCUUGAAAUUAAGUGAAUGUGAAGUGGCUACAGAGUGCAAGGACACAUUACUGCACAGCAUAGAGCAGACCAGUCAGCUUUCAACAGCAGAUGUUCUAGAUGAUUCAGAAGGCUCAGCCGCUGCUACUGAUGAAUGCCUGAAGGGAGUGUUGAAGAUGGACAUAGCAUCCGACGCAGACAGUUCAUGCAUUGUAAAGGAACUUGAAAAUAGUAGGUCUGGUUGCUCUUCCAGCCUUACUGGUUUUCAAGUCAAUACAGGAGAAGCUGAUGGUGGUCAUUUGUGCAUUGGUCCAGAGGAAUCUGUCCUGUCCGAUUCGCCUAUCAAUAUAGAGCUAGACGAGUGUGGUUUUGAAGAUUCAAGGUACAAUUUGCAACCCGAGGAGAACAGCCCAUGUGAAAUGCAAAGGGAAUGUGAUUUUUCCGGACCCAGUGCUGGGCUUAAUGGCUCUAAGCAAGAUUAUAUUCCAUUGAGCCCUUCUCAAGAUGUCAACUUGAAUGCUCAUAACGGUGGCUCCUGUUUUGAUGAAGAUAACAAGGUAGAAGAUGAAGAGGUUUUGUGUGAUCUUACAGACUUUGGCUCCACAAACAAAGAAUCUGGCUGUCUGGAAAUAAGGGAAGAAUCGGAAGCUGUCGAGAUUGAACUUAGUGGAGGACAUGGCUGUGCUGCGGAAGAACCAGAAGCCAAAGAGAUUGAUAAACUUCAAUCGGAAGCUGAUGUAGCCGCCUGCAUAGUGCAAGACGAUGUCGUAGAAAUUGAAAUUGGUUCAUCACUGCCUACCAUCAAAACAAAUUCUGGUGAUGACACUGUGCUUGUACCACAGGACGUAUUUGAAAUGCAGUCACCUACAGUCCUUCAGCAUGGCAUAGUAGUUCAGGAGCUUGACCAAGGUGGCGGGCUAACUGAUGUAGCCGAGCAAGGUGCUCCUGUUGACUUGGAGCGUUUUCCUGAGCACAGUGACAAAGGUGGCUGUUCCUCUGAUGUUGACAAUGUUCAAGGAAUGCUGGAUGGGGCAUUGUGAUGUUGCUACAGAACUGGUACUUCUGAUAACGUUUUAUGUCACAGAUUUUCGCUGUGCUCUUUGAGUGCAAGUCCAGUUAAUAUUCCCACUAGCAAGUUUUUUUUUGUUUGUGUAGUUUUCUAAUGUACAGAUCAUUUUUCAUUUAAGUUGCUUUCUUUACGUGCGCUGGUCCCCUUUUACAUUUAUUAUUGUAGUUCAGGAUUCCUUUUGGCUGUUCAGUGUUUUAGUUCUAAUGGCUUCCGUGCUGUCAUUUGGCCAUGGCAGCAAACAUUUUUUUUAUUGUUCAUAUGAUGGAAACGCCUGAAGCCAUUAUAUAUAUACCAAUGUUCAGAUCAUUUAUCAUUUAAGUUGCUUUCUUUACGUGCGCUGGUCCCCUUUUACAUUUAUUAUUGUAGUUCAGGAUUGCUUUUGGCUGUUCAGUGCUUUAGUUCUAAUGGCUUCCGUGCUGUCAUUCGGCCAUGGCAGCAAACAUUUUUUUAUUGUUCAUAUGAUGGAAACACCUGAAGCCUUUAUAUAUAUAUAUAUAUAUAUAUAUAUACAUAUGAAUAUAUAUACAUAUAUACAUAUGAAUAUAUAAAACUACCUGCUGCAUUUUUACAGUUGUAGUUUUUUAGCAGGUAUGUUUGGUGUAUUAAUAGUGUACAAUGCGAACUGCAUUUUUUUGUAUUUAUAUACUCUUUUUUUGUACCCUUUUAUAUACAAGUUUGUGUUUAUCUAACAUUUAUUAGUAGCUAUUGCUGAAUUUGCCACUGUAUAGAAGUUUAGUUUAUAUAACAAUCAUUACUAGCCAAUACUAAAUUUGCCACUGUUCGGCAAUUGGUUAACUGUUGCGUUUUGCUUUUUUAUUGGUUAACUAAUAUAUGUUACUUGUCUCGUUCAUAAAGAAGUUGCUGUGUAUGGAUAUUUAUCUUUGUAAUUAAGCUUUUCGAAUCGCACUAUGCUGUAAAGGGAUUACGCAUUGCUAGCAAGAGAGGUCAGUGUAUGACUGGUCCUUGGUCCCUUGAGAAUGUGAGCCCUUUUUUCCCCCCUAGUCAAGUUCAUACUUUGUAUGUAGUAACUGGACUAUUAUGUAACACUUGCGGUUGUGGGUAUGUCACUGUGCACAUGUUGUUGCAUAGUGUAUGAUUGAAUGUGUCUUUUUCACUCAGUGACCUUUUCUUCUUUCUUAUUUCUUUGUUGCUAUUAUUUAUCAUUACUGUUGUGCAGUAAUGAUAAAUACUGCAGCUUUGGUAGCUGCUUGUCUUCUAAGUUGUUUCAUGUUCAUGAAUCAUUCAUACACUGUUUGUUUAGUGGUGUUAACACUGCAAGUCUGUGUUUACACGUGUGUGAUGGCAUAUAUUAGGGAUGGGGGAGGGGGGACCAUUUAUUUGAUGCAGUCGCAGGUCUUUUGUGUUGUGUGAUUCGCACAUAGUGUGUGCAAAAAGAAGAAAAAUCACCGAUAAAAGUGGCACAUUUUGUUUAGUGAUCGUCACAAGCUCAGGUGAAUUAAUUGCAUUUAUGCUUAACCUUUGUGUAAGUGUUUGGUAGCUGCUUGUCUUUUAAGUUGUUUCAUGUUCAUGCAUCAUUCAUGCACUGUGUGUUUAGUUGUGUCAACACUGCAGGUUUAAGUGUUUACACAUGUGUGAUGGCAUAUAUUAGGGAUGAGGGGGUGGGACCAUUUAUUUGAUGCAGUCGCAGGUCCCUUGUGUUGUGUGAUUUGCACAUAGUGUGUGCAAAAAAAAAAAAAGAAAAAAUCACCGUAAAAGUGGCACAUUUUGUUUAGUGAUCGUCACAAGCUCAGGUGAAUUGUGUUUAUGCUUAACCUUUGUAAAAGCAUUGUGCCUCUUUCAAGGGGGCUUGAUAUUUAGCAAUCGCUAGUUCAACCAAAUUGUGUGAAGACCAAAAAGUCUGUAGAGAGAGACUUUAAUUUUGUUUGGCUGUUGACAAUAAAGACAUUCAACUUGCUUUGUACCUUUGUGUACACAA
Messenger RNA from Rhipicephalus microplus (southern cattle tick), 8834 nucleotides. RefSeq lists its product as uncharacterized. Lineage: Eukaryota; Metazoa; Arthropoda; Arachnida; Ixodida; Ixodidae. The record is from RefSeq and is a predicted model, not a curated record.